GAGGCGUGCCGGGAUUCCAGGAUUGGAGGAGGAGGCACGAUGAAAGCCCUGCUGCUGUUCGUGGGGCUGCUGCUGACCUGGGAGAGCGGGCAGGUCCUGGGAGACCAGGCCGUCUCCGACAAUGAGCUCCAGGAAAUGUCCAACCAGGGAAGUAAGUACAUUAACAAGGAGAUUCAAAACGCUGUCAACGGGGUGAAACAGAUCAAGAAUCUCAUAGAAAGAACCAACGAGGAGCGCAAGAUUCUGCUCAACAACCUCGAGGAAGCCAAGAAGAAGAAGGAGGAUGUCCUGAAUGAGACCAGGGAUUCGGAAAUGAAGCUCAAGGCAUUCCCAGGAGUGUGCAAUGAGACCAUGAUGGCCCUGUGGGAGGAGUGUAAGCCCUGCCUGAAACAGACCUGCAUGAAGUUCUAUGCACGCGUCUGCAGGAGUGGCUCAGGCCUGGUGGGCCGCCAGCUCGAGGAGUUCCUGAACCAGAGCUCCCCGUUCUACUUCUGGAUCAACGGGGACCGCAUCGACUCCCUGCUGGAGGACGACCGGCAGCAGAGCCACAUGCUGGACGUCAUGCAGGACCGCUUCAGCCGGGCGUCCAGCAUCAUGGACGAGCUCUUCCAGGAUAGGUUCUUCACCCACGAGCCCCAGGACAGCUUCCGCUCCUUCCCCUUCGGCCUGACGCCCUGGAGGCCUCACUUUCUCUUCCCCAAGUCCCGCUUCGUGCGCAGCCUGAUGCCUUUCUCCCCGUACGAGCCCCCGAGCUUCCAGGACAUGUUCCAGCCCUUCUUUGACAUGAUACACCAGGCUCAGCAGGCCAUGGAUGUCCACUUCCACAGCCCGGCCUUCCAGCACCCGCAGAUGGACCUCAUCAGAGAAGGUGACGACGACCGCACGGUGUGCCGGGAGAUCCGUCACAACUCCACGGGCUGUCUGAGGAUGAAGGACCAGUGUGAGAAAUGCCGGGAGAUCUUGUCCGUGGACUGUUCGGCCAGCGACCCCUCGCAGGCCCAGCUGCGGCAGGAGUUGAACGAUUCCCUCCAGCUGGCCGAGCUGCUGACCAAGAGGUACAACGACCUGCUUCAUUCCUACCAGCGGAAGAUGCUCAACACGUCCUCCCUGCUGGAGCAGCUCAACGAGCAGUUCAGCUGGGUGUCCCAGCUGGCCAACCUCACCCAAGGGGAGGACCAGUACUAUCUCCGCGUCACCACGGUGGCUUCCCACACUUCUGACUCAGACGCUCCCUCUGGUGUCACCGAGGUGGUUGUGAAGCUGUUUGACUCCGACCCCAUCACCGUGACGGUCCCCGUGGAAGUCUCCAGGAAAAACCCUAAAUUCAUGGAGACCGUGGCAGAGAAAGCGCUACAGGAAUACCGUAAAAAGAGCCGGGAGGAGUGAGACGUGAGCGCCGCUCUUCCACACUCGGGGGCAUCUGAGUCCAGCUCCCCCGAAGGGAGCCCCCGCCCCCGGAGAGAGCUCUGCGUGACACCGAGCGACUAGGCCCCGGCCUCCCGGCCUCCACCCCCACCCAGCCUCUCCUCUCGCCGGAUUCUGCACUCUAAUGCCUGCAUCCGCCGCUUAGGGAAAGAACUGUCCUGCAUGCCACUAAUUCAAUAAAUCUGCCUUGUGAUC
This is a messenger RNA of Carlito syrichta (Philippine tarsier), 1620 nucleotides long. RefSeq names its product clusterin (gene CLU). The transcript is spliced from 8 exons. The coding region runs from base 40 to 1386 and encodes 448 amino acids. NCBI's taxonomy places the organism in Eukaryota, Metazoa, Chordata, Mammalia, Primates, Tarsiidae. The record is from RefSeq and is a predicted model, not a curated record.